AUGAAAAGGAGUCCGGCUGAUAUUUCAACUCGCAGCAUAGCAGGUUUUCUGCCUGUACCUCUGUUCAAUCAGAAAAAAAGAACUAGACAGCCCCUUACUUCAAAUCCACUUGAAAAUGAGAAAGAUACCAGUUCUAGGACUUGUGCUUACAACUUCUCUCCCACAUCUUCUGAAUUAGACUGGGAAACUGCAAACCCAAAAGUGGCUGAACUACAGAAAGCAGCAAACAAUGGCCAAACAGAACAUCAGAAGACUCCUUCCCUUAUGAAACCACUAAAUGCAUCAAAGCCUAAUUUAGCAAAUACUGGGAAAAACUUGUAUACUUACAGGGCAGAAGAGAAGGCUCCCACUGCUAAAGUCUGGAACAGAAAUGAGUAUAUUCCUUUAAGUCACACAACAGAUUCAAGAUCUGAUAGUGGAAUCACUCGAAAGUUUGAGAGCCUUUCAAAUAGUUUGAAAACUGUUCAGCAGUUAAAAAACCCUGAAAACCAUAACUCAUCUCAGCUUAUCAAAAUGACAGAAACCAACCAGAUUUAUUCAUCUAAAGGUCAAUGGCCAGUGAAAACUAACACUGUUUCAAGAAGUCAGCAGGAUCAGAGUCUGGCAUAUAAAUUUAGGAACAAUAUUCAGCAAAACAAAAUGAGUGAAAAACAAUCUGAUCAUUUUCCAGAAGACAAAAGUCAGGAAGUUUCAUCAGCUCAAUUAAAAAGUAAAGAAAAGCAGAAUUCCUUGCGGAUCAUAUCUGCAGUCAUUGCAAGUAUGAGACACUGGAGUCACUAUACUGAUAAAACUCCACUAUUGUUUGAAGUUUUAGGCACACUUGAUUCUGCAGUCACCACUGGAGCAUAUGGAGCAAAGAAUUUUCUCCUGAGAGAUGGAAAAGAGAGUCUGCCUUGUGUAUUUUAUGAAAUUGAUCGGGAGCUUCCAAGACUAAUUAGAGGUCGGGUGCACAGGUGCAUGGGAAACUACAAUGCAGAAAAGAACAUUUUCAAGUGUGUCUCUGUAAGACCAGCAACUAUUCAAGAACAAAACACUUUCCAAGAUUUUGUUAAAAUUGCAGAUGCUGAGAUGACAGCAUAUGUGAAAACUCUGAAUGAAACUUAA
Colius striatus (speckled mousebird) is the source of this 1104-nucleotide messenger RNA. RefSeq names its product spermatogenesis associated 22 (gene SPATA22). Lineage: Eukaryota; Metazoa; Chordata; Aves; Coliiformes; Coliidae. The transcript has 8 exons. The coding region runs from base 1 to 1104 and encodes 367 amino acids. Gene Ontology annotation, biological process: regulation of meiotic cell cycle; meiotic DNA repair synthesis; homologous chromosome pairing at meiosis. The record is from RefSeq and is a predicted model, not a curated record.